Molecule: messenger RNA, 1996 nt
Organism: Solea senegalensis (Senegalese sole)
Lineage: Eukaryota; Metazoa; Chordata; Actinopteri; Pleuronectiformes; Soleidae
Product: carbohydrate sulfotransferase 11-like
Exons: 4
Coding region: 434-1453 (339 amino acids)
Biological process (GO): carbohydrate biosynthetic process; proteoglycan biosynthetic process
Cellular component (GO): membrane
Molecular function (GO): sulfotransferase activity
Source: RefSeq, a predicted model, not a curated record
UUAGUGUGGCUUCGACAAACACGGUGUCGUAUCGGAGCGAGUAACAGCUGAAACGAGGCGAUACGAUAUCUGUAUAGUGACAGAUUUGUAUCUUGCUUAGAGACGUGUCACAUCAAAAAACAUUCUUUAACAUUUUAGCUAAGGUGACAUUACUUAAUGUGUCAUUAUUAGUGAGUUAACUUUACCGUAAAAACCUGGCGAAGAAGACCCCAUCAGGCGGCUCUGGAUUCAAGUCCCACUGUCGUUAACGUCAACUGUGUGGCGUCCUCUAAUCCUGGAUUUGGCUGCCUGUACAUUAAGUUUCCGCCGCAAUCAAUAAAUAUGGUCAUUCAUCUUUGGAGUGGUUCGCAUCCUCGGCUGAGUUGUCCCGUAUGAACCGGGUCGAAGCAGCGACGAGGGGUCGGGGGCUCCGCCAGCAGAGCGGGGCUUCAGGAUGAGGAUGCCCAGAGGAGGACGCUUGUUCCUGGCGAUGUGCCUCGGCUCGCUUCUGGUCCUCGUGCUUUACUUCCAGAGCAUCACCAAGCCAGAGCCCGGUGUGAAGACUGACAGCAGACCAGGGAAAAGCAGGAGAAGUCCACUGCAGACACUCUACAAUGGAGACCAGCAGCUGGAGCUGUCGGCAGCUCAGAGGUCCCUCCAAGGCCGCAGGGAGCUGUUGGAGCAGGCGUGUCUGAGCCACACGAGGAAGCGCCGGGUGCUCUCGCCUGAGGAUCUCAAACACCUCAUUGUGGACGAUAAACACAGCCUUAUUUACUGCUACGUGCCCAAGGUAGCCUGCACAAACUGGAAGCGUGUCCUCAUGGUCCUCACCAGUGACGGUCGUUACACCGACCCCCUCGCCAUCCCUGCCAACGAGGCGCACGUCGCUGGCAACCUCCGCACGCUUUCCGAGUUCUCGGUCCCAGAGAUCAACCAACGCCUUCGCAGCUACCUCAAAUUCAUCUUCGUGCGGGAGCCCUUCGAGCGUUUGGUGUCCGCCUACCGGAACAAGUUCACGCGCCGCUACAACACCGCUUUCCACAAGCGCUACGGAACCAAGAUCAUCCGCCGGCAUCGGCCCAACCCGGAGCCCGAAGCACUGCAGAAAGGGGAUAACGUUUCUUUCCACGAGUUCGUCCAGUAUCUCGUGGAUCCCCGGACCCAGCGGGAGGAGCCUUUGAACGAGCACUGGGAACGCGUGCACUCCCUCUGCCAUCCAUGUCUGAUCCACUACGAUGUAGUGGGCAAGUACGAGACUCUGGAGCCGGACGCUCAGGCUGUGCUCAGGUUAGCCGGAGUGGAGGGGACGCUUGAAUUUCCAACAUCCGGAAAGAGUACCAGGACAGACGGAAACAUGGCCGCACGCUUUUUUAAGCAGAUCAGUCCUUUCUAUCAAAAGAAACUGUUCAACCUGUAUCGCAUGGACUUCCUGCUCUUCAACUACUCCACACCAGAGUAUCUCAGGACUCGGUGAUUGGCAGAGAAUGAAGGACAGUCGUUAGUGCCAUGAAUGGAUCACAUCUCAUUUCAGUAAUGAUGUCUUUGCACUUUGUGGUCUAUCACAGACUCCUCACUACUACUCCCCCCCUCCCCAAAAAAAGACUACGGAGAACGAACACGGUUCAACUCUCUGGUAAAUGGAAGUGAAUUUCUUAGUGGGAGGGAAAAAAGACACAGUUUGUGCCGAAAUUGACCAAGAAUAUGUCACAUAUAGCAGAGCAGAAUCCAGACAGUGUAUUUUGAAAGUGCAGUUUAAUACAUUAACUUGUCGACAAGCCCUUUCCAUCAGGGCUGUAUCUUUAGUUAGAAUUCAGUAUUUAUUUUUUUAUUUACUUUUUUGUUUUUCCUUCUCUUGCCUAGAUGUUAGGUCGUCAAAUUGAGCAAAUCUUUCUUUGACGUGUAGUGUUUGUGUGUCUGUGUGUUACAUGUGGCUGUGGAGUCGUUGUAAUGUGCCUUACUUAACUUUGCUGUGCUGCAAUCCACAGUUAAAAAAAGGUUUCCUAUGGCUCUCCCCCCC